GGUCCAUAGAUCGAGUAACAUUCGGCCCGUUUGGUCCAUUCGGAGAAUAUAGACCAAUUCCUACCCUACUCCACUCCCCUCCACUCGACUCACCCUAGACAACAUCUGGCGGAUUUAUUCCUGUAAUCACUUCCGAAAGGUUCAAUAAAUCUGCAAAAGGUACAAACUUUAGAACCAACCCUUUUCAAAGUGGUACUUCUGAUUUCAUAUUUUGUUUCAGUUUCAUAUAUUUGGGUGAAAAAUAUAACAUGGGUUUGGGUAUAUCUGUGUUGAUAGCAAUGAAAGCAUCUGCCCUGUUCUUGUUUUUUGCCUACCUUUCAAGCAUUGGCUUCUUGUUUUCGUCAAUACCCUUUUUAUAUGCAUCUUUGGUGUCAAUGUUGGUGUCAAUUGCUUCUCACCCAUCUAUUAAUUUGCCUAUGCUUUUGGGGAAGAGAACAGAUGGGACUUUCCCAAUUUGGUCUAGAAUUAUGUUCUGCCCUUACUUGUAUUUUGUCGAACUUUUUUCUGCAUUGAGAAGGUUGAGUAGUGGGGAAGCUCCUUAUAGUGAAAUUUGUGAGGGUUUGUAUGUUGGUGGGUGGCCUUGUUCGCCUGAAAAGUUGCCGCCCGGUAGCCCUGCCAUUAUUGAUUGCACUUGUGAGUUUCCGAGGAAUUUGGAGUUCUCAGGGCAUGCUUAUUUGUGUGUUCCUACUUGGGAUACGAGGUCACCUCAGCCAGGUGAAAUUGAAUCGGCUGUUAAGUGGGCUUGUAGAAAGAGAGCUCAGAAAACGCCAAUAUUUGUCCAUUGUGCCUACGGCCAUGGACGAAGUGUUGCAGUCAUGUGUGCGCUGUUGGUAGCUCUAGGUGAGGCAGAAGAUUGGAAAAAUGCUGAAAAGAUUAUCAAAGAAAGACGGCCUUAUAUUCAAAUGAAUGAUCUCCACCGCAAAUCCUUGGAUGAAUGGUCGAAGCACCGGCUAUCUACUCCUAAACGGAAUGAAGAAACAGAUGCAAGUCCUGUAAUUUUGCCCAAUGCUUCUGGACGCUCUCGAUCAGAUAGGUCAGAAAGAAGAAGUUAUUGAUCAUCUUCUUUAGUUACAUUGACUAUUAUUAUUGUCUUACUCCUGUUCGUAGAGGAGGACUGUAUUGUUGACAUUACCUUUCUUUCUUCUAAGUUGGCUACAUUCUGGUGUCAGUUUCUGUAUUGGGCUUAUCAUUAUCACUAUGUAGUCGUCGAUAAUUUUAUGGUCAAUUGAACCAACUGCUUGACUGAAAGAAAAUACACAAUGUUCUCACCAUCUCA
This is a messenger RNA of Cornus florida, 1276 nucleotides long. RefSeq lists its product as uncharacterized. Gene Ontology annotation, molecular function: protein tyrosine/serine/threonine phosphatase activity. The record is from RefSeq and is a predicted model, not a curated record. Gene Ontology annotation, biological process: protein dephosphorylation. Lineage: Eukaryota; Viridiplantae; Streptophyta; Magnoliopsida; Cornales; Cornaceae. Bases 249 to 1055 code for a protein of 268 amino acids. The transcript has 3 exons.